AUGAUUGUGCACACAGCUGGAGUGCACCACGCAGUUGCAUGCUGCAACAGGUAUUUUUUUGGUGACGUCAGCAAGGUAGAGCGGCGCGCGGCGGCUUCCACUAUGGUCUGGACGCGCGAGAACUUUUGCUGGAGACCGUGAAGACACUUCCUGAGCUUCGGUAAACGAUUUUAUCUGUCCGUUUGCGAUUGUAACGGGAUAUUUUCGUUUCUUGUAACUUAUCAGGUAAAACAGCAAGUUAGGCAGGUUUGAAACAACAUUAAAGCUCAAGGCCAUUGUGUUCAGCCCAUGUAAACAUUGAGACUGUCAGUGGGGGAGAGUGAGCUGUCAUUCACUGGAUCCACCCCAGCCAAAGGACAACAGUGAACUACUGAAAGAUUUACUCAGGGCACCUGCUGCACCUUUUUAUGAUGACUACUCGUGGUAAAAGUGAAGGCUGCCGUAUUUGUGGGAGUGACCUGCAAGGUAACCAGCGGCGAUGGCUGUAUGCAGGUCAGAACAGAAAGGGGGCACAACCUGAGACGCCAACAGACUUUUCUAGCAAGGGAAGCUUGCCCAGAUCGGCACAAAGCAGCUCAUGGGGCAGCACUUUAUCACUUAGCUCCUCCCGUUCGCUAUCGAAGUCUCGUGGGCUGCUCACCCCCACGAAAGGAAUCGACCUGCUCUGUGUGCUGACACAUAUAUUAGAGCAGUCUGUACCACGUGGGGACGGUCAGGGGGAGUUUUUAUGCGGCAAGUGUGUAUCCGUUUUGGAGCGAGUUUUCAAGUUCGACACCGUCAUUGCCAGAGUCCGAGUGCUGUCGAGUGAGAGACUGCAGAAACUCUCUCAGGAAAGGGACAAGAUCAGGCGAUGGGUGCGAAGCAUGUACGAUCAGCGCCACACGUCUACUUCCAGGAGAAAUGAAAGUUCCAGUGAGGAUGAAGGGGACAGGAAGGAUUAUGUAGGGGAAGGAUACCAAGAAAUGCUGAGGGACAACAUGGCCCUCUCAGAGUACGAAUGGUGGUCCGAGAAAGCGGAGUCAUGUCCGUAUUAUAGGAGAACAGGGAAACGGUGUCAGAAAGGCAAGAUGUGUGAGUGUUGCGACUCCUUGAGGGUGUCCGACUCGGACUACGAGUCCGUUUGUGGAAUUCCACGUCACUUGCCCGAUCAAGCUUUCACGUCACUGGGUCUCUCUCGAGAAAAAUCCUGCAGCAUGCCUCUUCAUUGGUCGAAAGUGCCAUCUGUCAGAUCCAGCCCCGCCUCGCUGUCCGGUUCCUGUCAUUCUUUGCGAUCUCGAUCCCGUACUAGCUCCGUUCAGUCACUAGACUCUUUAGACGGCAAUGAUCCGUUUGAUUGUCCAGAAGAGCAUUCGGCCAUUAUAGACACAGUUUUCAAAGAGUUAAAGAGAAUUGAAGGAAAGCCAGUGAGGUCACCGGCUGGAAGUCGCAUUCCUGUGUUGGGAAGAGGGGACUUGCAGAAUGGGAAGGAUGAGGUGGGAAUGAAAGCAGGGUUAGUGAGGGUCCUGAAUUUUGGAGAGGGCAACAAUGGGACAGAGGAUGAAUUUGAAGAAGAGAACAAUGACAUCCUGACUGAGCUAAAAGACGACUUUAUGCCAUUGCGAAGAGAGGCGUCCGCAGGUAGGGUGCACCUUGCUGUGAAGAAGUUGCGUGAACAACUCGUUCAAGCUCAGGCUCGCAUCAGAACUCUUGAGGCACAGCUAAGGGAUGGCAACAAACCAACAACCGAUGCUCCUGCCAAGCAGUUGAAGUCUCCACAAUUGACCAGUCUGAAAAAUAAAAAUGACCUCAUACAGAGUCUCAGCCAAUCACUGCACAGCAGAGAGAACGUAAUCCAGGAAUGUGUGACUUUGAUCCGGAAGCUGUGUGCUGAGCAGGGGCUGGAAUCACAGGACACUGACAAACUCAUCAAAACACUGGCCAGCGCAGUGGCUGAUACAUGCAGUGAACGUGAGGUGGUCCUGGAGGCCCAGCUGUCUGAGGUGAGCGAAAAAGAGAAAGCUCUGGAGAAACAGCUGCAGGCCAUGAGAGACGCUAGCAGAGAGAGAGACAGAGACUUCAUCACACUCAACACUGUGCUCCAGUGUAACCAGGAUGUUAUUAACCACCUGCGUUUAGAGCUCGCGGAGAGGGAUCGAGCCCAACAGGAGAUGAUGAAAGAAUGGGAAGUGUGGAAAGAGAGAGAUUCAGCUCUGACUGCACUGGUGAAGGAGAACAAAGACUAUAUUUCCCAGCUAAAAGAGGCGCUGAAGAGUUCACGCAGAGAUGUGCAGGCACUCUCAGACUCACUGAUUGGACGGGGACUGGAAGGGGGCGGAGCUGAGGCAGGAUUGGUCAAUCAGCUGCUAGAGAAAGAAGCUCUGCUGGCAGCAAGCUUCAGAGAUAGAGAGGAGCUCGGUGCCACCAUGCUGCAGGAGAUCACAAGCCUCUCCUCAGCCUUAACUGAUGCUGAAAGCAUCAUACUGGACCAAAGAGAAAAUCACAAACAAGUCAUCACUGCACUAUCAGAGCAACUCAAGGACACACUCAAGGAGCUGAGAGAGAAAACCAAGGAGAAAAAGGAGGCUGAACUAGGUUGGAAGAAGGAAAACAAGGAGAGAGCUUUUGAGGAAGAAAAACUAAGAGGCAAUCUUCAGAAGAGGGAUAAACUCAUAGAGCAAGUUCUUCUGGAGUUACAGGAGCGGGACGGUGUGUUAACCGAGCUACAGCAAAACAUCUCUAGCAGACUUGGACCCAAAACGGCCCUCAAACACACACUGUGAGUGUGUAUGCACAUACUGAUUUCUCUUUUUUUAAAGAAUCUUCAUUUUAAAGAACUGAGAUAUUUUAGGCUCUAUUCAGACUACAGGCAAAUCAGACCAACUCCAACAUGUGGUUUGAAUCAGAUUAGAGAAAAAAAUAAUAAUAAUUCAGAUUUCAUGUGUUGUUUGCUUUCAGUUGAUGACAAAACUUCACUAAACUUUAUUUGUAACAUGCUUACCAUCUAAUAAUUGCAGUAAGUUUGUGCUUUCUUUUGAUAUGAAACAAAGAUUAAACACAUAAUGUGAGUUUAAUGUUAUAUACACUGAACUUGCUCAAUAUAUUGUUAAUGGCACUACUUUCAUUGAGUGCAAUACAAAACAAUAGUACAGCUUCUAAUAAAGUUAAUUCUGUUAAAACGGUAAUUCACUAGUUCUCUUAAAACUGAAAGGAAAUCAAGAAAUUUCAACGUAUAUAGGUUGUGUAUAGUGCCACUUGCAUGUUCUACCAGAUUCCUCAAAACUUAACUUUUGAGAAAGUUGAGUGUAUAUUAUGAAAUGUUUUUUUUUUUUUUAAGUUUAAAUUAAUUUAUGACAGGGCCAUUAAAGGUUGCUUUAGUAAUUUAGAUUGAACUCAGCCAUAAAAUGUUGAUUACUUCCCACACUUCCAGAUUGUGGUUCCAAGAUUUGCAUGGUUACACACACGUGCCUUUUCAGCACACACUUUGCUUAUUAAUAAUUAUUUUUCUUCCAUAUCCCACAAUCCUGCCAUUAUUAUUAUUAUUAAAUGUUUAAAUAGUUUUUUAUUAAUUAUGAAUGCAUAUGUUGAAUGCUGCUUUUCUUGUUACUGUUUGAUUUGUCCUUCUCCAAUGUGAUUUUCCACGUGAUCUUAUAUUUGUUCUUUAUUUAUAAUUGUUUGAUUUGCUUUGGAGAUGCCAUUAUGGUACCAAUUGGGAUGUGCUAUCUUUGUUCCAGUGUAGAGAAAACUUGUGCACAAUAGAAGGAUUUACAAGACUCUCUGGAAAGUACAUGUUUUAAUCGGCUUAUUUUAUUUUGAGUACGCUGGAAUCCCCAGGACUUGGUGCAUACCUCAUAAAUCACAUUUAAAAUGAAGCCGCAAGUGUGUGUGGGUUUUCUAAAGGUUUUAUUGGAGGUUUUCUUUUAUGUCUGAAAUAUUAAAGGUUCUUCCUUUAGAACUUGGGGGUAGAAUUGACAAUAAAGCCUCAAAUAUCUAAA
Molecule: messenger RNA, 3971 nt
Organism: Cyprinus carpio (common carp)
Lineage: Eukaryota; Metazoa; Chordata; Actinopteri; Cypriniformes; Cyprinidae
Exons: 13
Coding region: 408-2759 (783 amino acids)
Source: RefSeq, a predicted model, not a curated record